AUGCGAACCAAUCGCAAUCGUGGGGAUAGGAUGCAGAUUACCAGGAAAAGCUUCAUCCCAUCCAAAUUGUGGGAAUUGCUCGUGAAGAAUGAGACUGGUCAUUGCAAAGUUCCCUCGGAGCGCUAUAAUGCAGCAGCAUAUUACCAUCCCGAUGCUGAACGGCCAGGAAGUAUCAAUUCCACCGGAGGAUACUUCAUCCAGGAGGACAUCCGAGCCUUCAAAAAUGGCUUCUUCGGGAUCAACAACCUCGAAGCCACAUCCAUGGACGCUCAACAGAGGAAGCUUCUGGAAGUCACAUAUGAGGCGUUGGAAAAUGCGGGUGUUCCGUUGGAAAUGGCACAAGGCUCAAAUACUGGUGUUUAUAUCGGCAACUUUACCAAUGAUUACUUGAACAUGCAGUACAAAGAUCCAGAGAGCUUUUCGCGAUACGGUGCCACGGGAUCAGGGCUGACCGUGCUGGCGAAUCGUAUCACUCAUUGCUUCGAUCUGCGGGGUCCAUCUCAAGUGGUUGUUACAGCUUGUUCGUCAUCCUUGUAUGCGCUACAUGCAGCCUGCUUGGCUCUGGAUGCCCAUGACUGUGAAGCGGCAGUGGUGGCUUCUGCAAACCUCAUUCAAUCUCCGGAACAACAGAUUAUGGCUGUGAAAGCAGGAAUUUUAUCGCCAGAUUCGAUGUGUCAUACCUUCGAUGAAUUGGCCAAUGGAUAUGGCAGAGCGGAGGGUGUAUCAGCUGUGUAUCUGAAGAGGUUCAGUGAUGCAAUCAGGGAUGGAGAUCCGAUUCGCUCGAUCAUUCGAGGAACAUCUGUCAACGGUAAUGGUCGAACUCCAGGAAUUGUCCAGCCUAGCGUGGAGGGACAAAAAGCUGUCAUUCGGGCAGCGUAUCGUCGGGCGGGGCUGGAUCUGACUGACACAGAUUACGUCGAGGCGCAUGGAACCGGCACCAAGGUCGGAGAUCCCAUAGAGGUUGAGGCCAUAGCCGGUGUUUUUCGUCAUCGAACGGGAAGACCAACUCUCAUUGGGGGCAUCACGCCGAACCUUGGUCACAGUGAAGGUGCAAGUGGUAUUUCGAGCCUAAUCAAAGUCACUCUUGCACUCGAAAAUAAGCUACUCCCUGCAACUGCUGGCGUUAAGGUCAUAAACCCGAGUAUCAAAUUAAAGGAAUGGAAUGUGGAUAUUGUUACUGCCAAUCAAGCGUGGCCGGCAUGCCAGGUCCCGCGAGCUUCAAUCAACUCGUUCGGCUUUGGAGGUUCAAAUGGCCAUGCUAUUCUGGAAGCAGUACAGGCAGACCCAUUGGCCAGCAUCCAUCGAAAUUCUACCGUAGACGAUGAUGCAGAUAAAUUAUAUCUGUUACCUCUUUCGGCUCGAUCUGAAACUUCCCUCAGACAAAUGGCCAGUAACCUAGCCGGUCUCGCAGCCGACCCAGAUCGACAAGUUCGAAUCAAUGACCUGGCUUUCACGUUAAGCUGCCGUCGCUCCAGGAUGACUACACGUGGCUUUCUCAUCGAAUCUCAAGCGAGUCUGAACAAGGGCAUCAACCUGGAGACCUUUAAGUGGAGAGAAUCUGACAAUGAAGGGCCAUUCCCGCUGGUCUUUGUUUACACUGGACAGGGUGCACAGUGGGCUGGAAUGGGCAGAGAGCUUCUAGGGCAUAGUCGUGUGUUUAAAAAGACCAUUACUUACCUUGACUCCUGCCUCCAAGCUCUUGAUCAAGAUGUCCGACCCGUCUGGACGCUGGAGGGCCUUCUGCAAGGCGAUAAAAACUACAACAUUAACGCCGCGGAUAUAUCACAGCCGCUGUGCACGGCAGUGCAAGUUGCUUUGACGAACCUUCUCAAAGACUGGGGUGCACUACCAGAGAUGGUGGUGGGCCAUUCCUCCGGCGAGAUAGGAGCGGCAUAUGCGACCGGCGCUAUUGAUGCCCGGCAAGCCAUUCUUGCAGCUUAUUUCCGCGGAGCUGCUGUCGCUGAAGACUCAACCGAGGGAUCAAUGGCUGCAGUUGGACUUGGAAAAGAUCAAGCUCAGACGAUAAUCGAGGAGUGUGCAUUGAGCGAGUCUGUUACUGUUGCAUGUGCGAACUCACCUGAAAGCACUACCGUGAGUGGAGAUACACUUGCAGUUGAUGACUUGCUCAAAAUCCUCCAAGAGAAAGACAUCUGGGCUCGAAAAUUGAAGACUGAAGGCAAAGCAUACCACUCGCACCAUAUGAAGAUUCUGGGGUCGAGAUACGAGGCAUUGCUUGAGCGCCAUUGGAAUGCGGGCAAUGGUCACGCUCAGGAAAACGGCGACACCAAAGCAAAUGGCCAUAUCAAAGCGAAUGGCUAUGCGGAAGCAAAUGGCUCCGCCCAUUGUAGAGAGCCAUCAGUGGUGAUGAUUUCUACUGUGACUGGUGGGCCAGUGAAGAAAGAUCAAGCUGCAGUACCAAAUCACUGGCGGACAAACCUCGAAUCUCUAGUACAAUUUGACGAAGCUAUCCAAAAUAUCCUGACACGUGGAAGUUACCAUCUGGUUGAACUUGAACCACAUUCAGCUUUACAGCUUCCUAUCAAACAGAAUGCCUCGAAAUUGGAGAACACUCGCUAUAUUUACGAUUCAUCUCUCAUACGUCAUCAGGAUGCUUGGUUGACCAAUCUCCAGCUCGUUGGCUCGCUGUUCUUGCACGGACAUGAUGAGCUUCAAUACCGCAAGAUCUUUGAUGGUCGAUCUCAGACCAAUGUGUUGGUUGAUUUGCCCGCUUAUCCCUGGGAUUACGGCAAUCCUACUCUAUGGUCUGAGCCUCGCGCUAGUAUUGAGUCCCGUAACCGCAAAUAUCCACGGCAUGAUCUUCUCGGAUCCCAAAUGUUUGGAGGCAGUACCGCAGGAGUGACCUGGCGAAAUGUCCUGAACCUCAACGAAUCAGAAUGGCUUACGCAUCAUUGUUUGGGACCUUCGGUGGUUUUUCCCGCUGCAGCAUACAUUGAAAUGGCAGUGGAAGCCAUGUGCCAAGUCUCAGGCCUUCAACUGAAAGAUUGUCCUGGCGUGGAACUUCGUGAUCUCAACUUUGUCAAAGCUCUCGACAUGGAUGCCGAGCGGAGACCAACCGUGGAGAUCUUUUCCGAGAUGUCUCCCAUGAAGAUCUCCAACCUAGCAAAUUCGGAUAAAUGGUGGAGAUUUGUUGUCGUCUCGAUCGACAGUGAUUCCCAGGCGACUUCGCAUAUGAACGCGGCUGUGCGCAUCGUAGAAACCCCAACAUGGACAACUCGAAAAAUCAAACUUGACAGGUCCAACAUGCAGCAAGACGCGAUUCGUGUUUGGUACGACAAGUUUACUCAGGAAGGACUCAAUUGGGGGCCCCGGUUUGCUGUCAUGGAGGAGAUAUUUCGAGAUCGCACACGCACAGCGCAGAUAGCAGCAGCCACUACCCAUCUCCAGCGCGGAGAGGAGUCUGAUCAGUACAUUUCGCAUCCGAUCUCAAUAGAUGCAAUGCUACAAACAGCCUUUGUUGCGACUACUAGCGGCAGGGUGAGUAGCCUGCGUGCUACGGUCCCUGUCGCGAUGGACUCGGUUUACGUUGCCGGCCCGUCGGCCCUUGACAUGGAUACCAACAAGCCAUGGGGCAUUGAUACCGAGUCGGAGAGGGUCGGCUUUGGAACGGUCAAAAUCAAUGCAGAGUUGUUUAGCUCGUGGAACACGCACGCGGAAGACACCCAGCAACGCAAUCCUGUUGUGAGAGCUGCAUGGAAGCCGGAUCUUUCCGCGCUAACUAACUCAGGUCUUGCCAAAUAUCUGAACCAAUUUGUGCGAAGCCACGAGUCGAAGAGAUUCACUGAUGAAGACAUGUUGCGCUUGGCUGGUGUUCUGGAUUUGGCCUGUCACCAAUGGUGUAACAGCAACAUCCUCGAACUUGGCAAUCGACCCGAAAUCGCCGAAAGGUAUAACACUUAUUAUCGUGGAGAAUUUGCAAAUGGCGAUCUAGUUGGUACUGAGGUUUUCUCGGAAACCGCAAACGAGCAGAACCCAGAGCGCCCAACUGGGAUUCCACAAGAAAGAAAAUUUGAUAUAGUUCUCGUUCCCUCGAUUGAUCUCUGGACGCCGGCCCUUUCCAGUAGGCUUUCACCAGGAGCAAGGCUGAUCAUUAUGGGGGAUACACACAGCAUUGAUCUCACUUGGAAAAAUGUCAUCAAAGGGAGUGGCCAUUCCUCUGUUACAGUCGCGACUCUAGAAGACCUGAGUAGCCAGAAAAAAGAUGAUAAACCCCCGAUCAUCGUGUUAACUCGGAAUAACGACGCGACGCCCUUGGAUCUACAGCUUCAAAGCAUGUUCGAAGAACAUUGGGGGUCUGUCAUCAAUAUCGUUGACUUGUCCCAGGUAAGCCUCGCUACGGUUCCGGAUCGAUCACUCGUCAUAUCUACCUUGGAACAGCAACAACCUCUCCUCAAAAGCAUUGAUGAGUGUGAAAUGAAACAACUGAAAAGUGUUACCGAGCGUGUAGCCAAAAUAGUAUGGGUCGUCAAUGGUGGCCUCAUUGAGAGAGAAAAACCCGACUUUGCGCCAGUUCUAGGACUCUCCCGAGCGCUCAUGCUCGAACAGCCCUCACUUCAGUUUGCGGUUCUAGAUGUCGAUGAGAAGUCAGGGCCAUGUUCUGAAACCCUGGAAAAUAUCAUCAAUGUAUCGAACCGCCUAAUUUAUGAAUCAGAACCGGACUUCGAAUUCGCUCAACGAGACGGCGUUCUCCAUAUAUCUCGCUGGGAACCGGACGAGCGUCUUAACGAAACCUUCCGUCUCAAGCAGGACAAAGAAACGAUUGAUCUUCCUUUAGAGGUUUUCGGACGUUGCGAGCUAAGUAUCAAAGACCCGGGACAGAUGGACACGAUCCAUUUUGUGCAGAAGGACUUUUCAGCCCCUUUGCAUCCAGAUUAUGUGGAAAUCAGCGUAAAGAGUGUCGGUAUGAACGCAAAGGAUCUUUAUGCUAUCAGCGCCAAGGUGGACACCAAGAAUGCAUCAUGUUCGUGUGAAUGUGCUGGUGUCGUUACUGCCGUGGGCGACAACCUUUCCGAGUUUAAGAUUGGUGAUCGUGUGGUGUCAAUGGCUCCUGGUCAUUUUGCAACAGUUGAACGCUUACCACACUGGGCCGUGUCAAAAUUGAAUAACGAAGAGGAUUUCACGACGAGCUCCACUAUCCCGAUCGUUUUUUCGACUGUCAUUUACGCCCUGAAAUAUAGAGCGAAUCUGCAGCCAGGAGAGACUGUCCUGAUACAUUCCGCUGCCGGGGGAGUUGGAAUUGCAGCAAUCCAAUACGCGAAGCAUCUCGGAGCCAAGAUUUUCGCCACAGUCAGGAACGGAUCGAAAAAGUCGUUUCUCGUUGAGAAACAUGGUCUCAACCCAGCCCACAUUUUUAGCUCGCGCAACUCAUCCUUCCUUCCCGCCAUUAUGGAAGCCACCUCUGGCCAGGGAGUUGACGUGGUUUUGAACUCCCUCACCGGUGACCUGCUGGGCAGCAGCUUUGAAGCAUGUGCCGAUUUUAGCCGUUUCAUAGAAAUUGGAAAACGUGACAUCCUUGAUCAUGGCAUGCUAGACAUGUCCACGUUCGGCCGCAACGUCUCCUUUAUGGCAUUUGACCUGUCCAACCUCUAUCUCUCCACAAAACCCGCCCUCCGCCAACUCUGGAAAUCUUUACUUAAAGAGAGUCUAAAUCUAGUGCGAUCCAAGACCUGUGAGCCUUGUUUCCCAAUCAAGACAUUUGAGGCUUCGGAAAUUACCGAAGCGUUCAGGCAUUUCUCCUUAGGCACGCGACUAGGGAAAGUUACUGUGUCGUUUCAGGAUCCCAGCCUCAAGAUAAGGGCGAUUCCGAAGAAGUAUGGAACUACCUUCAGUGCCCAUAAGUGCUACAUCAUGGUCGGAUGCCUGGGUGGACUAGGUCGCAGCCUUUCCAAGUGGAUGAUGUCUAGCGGUGCUCGACGGUUCAUAUUCAUGGGUCGAUCUGGUUCCGAUAGGCCUGAAGCAAGAAACAUAGUCAAUGAUCUACGCGCCCAAGGAGCCGAUGUCACCAUUAUCCGCGGAGAUCUCUGUCGAUAUGAGGAUGUUGAACGAGCCAUGGAAGCAGCGGAGUCUCCCAUUGGUGGUGUAAUCCAGGCGGCUAUGGCACUCAGUGAGGCUCUUUGGAGUAAGAUGACGCACAGCGCAUGGAACACUACUCUCGGCCCCAAGGUUCAGGGGACUUGGAAUCUUCACAAUGCGUUGAGCAAAGGUCGGGAUUCUCAACUCGACUUUUUUGUCAUGACUUCGUCUAUCUCAGGAACCGUCGGUGGGGCGACCGAGAGCAAUUACUGUGCUGCCAACUCGUUCUUAGAUGCCUUCGCCCGCUAUCGCAACAACCUCGGACUGCCGGCCAUCUCGAUCGGCUAUGGGAUGAUUUCGGAGGCGGGAUAUUUACACGAGCACCCUGAUAUCGAGGCCCUUAUGAAACGGAAAGGAAUUCACCCCAUCAAUGAAGAUGAACUGAUCCAGAUCAUGAAUAUGGCCAUGAUGAACCAAAGACCACACACAUGGGACUCUCGGUAUGAUAAUCUAGCAGGCAGCCAUAUUCUCACUGGAGUGGAAUUCUUCGGCCUUCAGAAGCAGAGAGAACAGGGAUUCGAGGGAGACAACCAUAUAUUUGCCGAUCCUCGAGGUGCAUUGUUCACUGCAUCAUUUGAACGCCAGGUCGCGGGGACAAGCGAGAAGGAGACGCAUGGCACGGCGGCGCAACUCCCUGGAAAUAUUGCGCGAGCGCUGCGUGAUAGCCAAGAUCCGGCAUCUAUUCUCGAUGCACUUCGAGCUGUUGUGCUGAAGAAGAUCUCCAAUCUCAUCCUUCUGCCGAAGACUCAGCUAGAAGCGGAUAAACCCCUGGGUGAAUUUGGUUUGGACUCUAUGUUGGCUGCUGAGUUUCGAACAUAUAUUUUCCGCACAUUCGAAGUCGAUGUACCCUUUGUGAUAUUGCUGAAAAGGAGUACAACUGUGAACCUCCUGACUGGUCUCAUUGCUGAAGGCCUGCAGAAAAGUGCUUAG
Penicillium malachiteum is the source of this 7020-nucleotide messenger RNA. Its product is annotated as type I polyketide synthase. The transcript has 12 exons. Gene Ontology annotation, biological process: fatty acid biosynthetic process; secondary metabolite biosynthetic process. The record is from RefSeq and is a predicted model, not a curated record. Lineage: Eukaryota; Fungi; Ascomycota; Eurotiomycetes; Eurotiales; Aspergillaceae. Gene Ontology annotation, molecular function: fatty acid synthase activity; oxidoreductase activity; 3-oxoacyl-[acyl-carrier-protein] synthase activity. Bases 1 to 7020 code for a protein of 2339 amino acids.